GCGGCUGACUCGCGGGACUUUCUUUACGGCUGCACACGGAAGUGUCGAGGGCGGGGCCCGCGUUGCAAAGGGAAGAGGGCAAGAUGCUGCUGGACCUGUCGGAAGAGCACAAGGAGCACCUGGCGUUCCUGCCGCAAGUGGACGCCGCGGUGGUCGCCGAGUUCGGGCGGAUCGCGGUGGAGUUCCUGAGGCGGGGCUCCAACCCCAAGAUCUACGAAGGCGCCGCCAGAAAACUCAGUGUGAGUAGCGAGACCAUCCAGCAUGGAGUGGAAGGACUCACCUACCUCCUCACGGAAAGCUCAAAGCUUAUGGUUUCUGAACUCGAUUUCCAAGACUCUGUGUUUGUUCUGGGAUUCUCUGAAGAACUGAACAAACUGUUGCUUCAGUUGUAUCUGGACAACAGAAAGGAGAUCAGAACUAUUCUGAGUGAAUUGGCCCCAGACUUUCCCAGUUACCACAACCUGGAGUGGCGACUAGAUGUACAGCUGGCAAGCCGAAGCCUCAGGCAACAGAUUAAGCCAUCGCUGACUCUAAAGCUACACCUCAGUCAGAAUGGAGAGCCCAGUACCACAGUCCUGCAGACAGACCCAGCCACCCUGCUCCACCUGGUUCAGCAGUUGGAACAAGCAUUGGAGGAGAUGAAAACAAACCACUGUAGGAGAGUUGUCCGCAACAUCAAGUAACCCCAGCUCUCCGAUUCCACUCCCUUUGGGUAAUUUCAGAGUCAAUGGUAAUGCAGAUGAUGAUGACUUGUUCUUGAUGGAGAUAAAUGGACAGAGGCCAUGGAAUUUAUCCGACUGUGACAAGAUACCAUGAUCAUGAUGCAAAGCUAAAGUCAACUUCCUUUCUUGGUGCUACAUGUGGCCAGCUUCCUAACAAAAUGUGCUCUGUAUUUUAAAUGUGUAAAUAGGAUUGAAUCAACUGAAGUGAAUCCAUACUAUUCUUCUCUUCUGUAAAUAUUACCUUGUUUUUGGUACUUGUUUCCACUUUAUCAUCAUGUUCUUCCUUCUAAUAGACCAAGACUUGGAAAUAAAAGUCACUAUGUAAUGCU
Messenger RNA from Erinaceus europaeus (western European hedgehog), 1051 nucleotides. RefSeq names its product COMM domain containing 2 (gene COMMD2). Lineage: Eukaryota; Metazoa; Chordata; Mammalia; Eulipotyphla; Erinaceidae. The record is from RefSeq and is a predicted model, not a curated record. Bases 84 to 683 code for a protein of 199 amino acids. The transcript is spliced from 5 exons.